UUUCGCUAAUUAAAACAGCCUACGGGCUUAUCAUUACGCUAUGGAUUUGAACAUUGUCGGCAUAUUAUAAUUCUAUUACGUACGUCUAGUCUAACCUAUUAAGAAAAUUAUAUAGUAGUACUAUAUAACAAAUCUCAAAAAAAAAAAAACAAAUCUCAUCGUUGUUACAUCCGUCGUUAUUCCUGAAAGUCUGCAAACGGAUAGAAGAUACUGGCCAUAUUUUAGUGGAUUUGUGGGAGUUAUGGAUGGAGUUCAUAUAUGUGUUAAAGUAAAGCCUGAACUGCAAGGAAUGUACUGGAAUCGACAUGAUACGACAUCAUUUAACAUCAUGGCGAUAUGUGAUCUAAAUAUGUUGUUUACAUAUGUUUGGAAUGGAGCACCCGGAUCAUGUCACGAUACAGCAGUUCUCACGAUGGCACAGGACGGUGAUUCUGAGUUUCCUUUACCUCCAAGAGACAAGUAUUAUGUAGUUGAUUCUGGGUAUCCACAUAAGCAAGGUUUUUUGGCUCCCUAUAGAUCUUCUCGGAAUGAAGUUAUUAGGUAUCACAUGUCUCAUUUCGACAAUGGUCCUCCUCCUAAGAAUAAAAAAGAAAAUUUUAAUCGAUGUCAUGCAUCUCUACGUUCUGUUAUUGAAAGGACGUUUGGAGUUUGGAAGAAGAAAUGGAGGAUUUUGAGUGAAUUUCCGAGAUAUGAUAUUGCAGUUCAAAAGAGAGUGGUAACUGCUACAAUGGGACUACAUAAUUUUAUCAGAAUUUCAAAUUAUUUUGAUGAAGAUUUUGUUGAAGAAGUGAGGCAUACAAAUAUCAACAACGAAGAUUUUGAAAGUGAUAUAAAUGACAUGGAGACAACAAAUAUAGCUGAUGGAGAUCAUAUGACAAAUACUAGAGACAAUAUUGCGGAUAUGUUAUGGGCAAAUUAUUAA
Molecule: messenger RNA, 922 nt
Organism: Raphanus sativus (radish)
Lineage: Eukaryota; Viridiplantae; Streptophyta; Magnoliopsida; Brassicales; Brassicaceae
Exons: 1
Coding region: 242-922 (226 amino acids)
Source: RefSeq, a predicted model, not a curated record